AUGAGGGUGAUUCUCAUUUUGACAAAGCUCUAUGACUAUAACCUGGGGAGCAUCACCGAGAGCUCACUUUGGAGGUCAACCGAUUAUGGAACAACCUAUGAGAAGCUGAAUGAUAAAGUUGGUUUGAAAACCAUUUUGAGCUAUCUCUAUGUGUGUCCUACCAACAAGCGUAAGAUAAUGUUACUCACAGACCCGGAGAUUGAGAGCAGCUUACUGAUCAGCUCAGAUGAAGGCGCAACUUAUCAAAAGUACCGGCUGAACUUCUACAUUCAAAGCUUGCUUUUCCAUCCCAAGCAAGAAGACUGGAUUCUGGCAUACAGUCAAGACCAAAAGUUAUACAGCUCUGCUGAGUUUGGGAGAAGGUGGCAGCUUAUCCAAGAAGGGGUUGUACCAAACAGGUUCUACUGGUCUGUGAUGGGGUCAAACAAAGAACCAGACCUUGUGCAUCUUGAGGCCAGAACUGUGGAUGGUCAUUCACAUUAUCUAACUUGCCGAAUGCAGAACUGUACAGAGGCCAACAGGAAUCAACCUUUUCCAGGCUACAUUGACCCAGACUCUUUGAUUGUUCAGGAUCAUUAUGUGUUUGUUCAGCUGACAUCAGGAGGGCGGCCACAUUACUACGUGUCUUACCGAAGGAAUGCGUUUGCCCAAAUGAAGCUUCCGAAAUAUGCUUUGCCCAAGGACAUGCAUGUUAUCAGCACCGAUGAGAAUCAGGUGUUCGCAGCGGUCCAAGAAUGGAACCAGAAUGACACGUACAACCUCUACAUCUCAGACACACGUGGUGUCUACUUCACCCUGGCCUUGGAGAAUGUCCAGAGCAGCAGAGGCCCUGAGGGCAACAUCAUGAUCGACCUCUAUGAGGUAGCAGGGAUAAAGGGAAUGUUCUUGGCUAACAAGAAGAUUGACAACCAAGUGAAGACUUUCAUCACAUACAACAAAGGCAGAGACUGGCGUUUGCUGCAGGCACCGGACACGGAUCUAAGGGGGGACCCUGUGCACUGCUUGCUGCCCUAUUGCUCACUACACCUUCACCUGAAGGUCUCCGAGAAUCCCUACACGUCAGGGAUCAUUGCCAGCAAAGACACAGCUCCAAGCAUCAUAGUGGCAUCAGGUAAUAUAGGUUCUGAAUUGUCAGACACUGACAUCAGCAUGUUUGUCUCUUCAGAUGCAGGAAACACCUGGAGACAGAUCUUUGAAGAAGAGCACAGUGUUUUGUACCUGGAUCAAGGUGGAGUACUGGUUGCUAUGAAACACACAUCUCUCCCAAUUCGACAUCUUUGGUUGAGUUUUGAUGAAGGGAGAUCUUGGAGCAAAUACAGUUUCACAUCUAUUCCACUUUUUGUGGAUGGGGUUCUGGGUGAGCCUGGAGAAGAGACUCUCAUCAUGACAGUGUUUGGACACUUCAGCCACCGCUCUGAAUGGCAGCUGGUCAAAGUAGACUACAAGUCCAUUUUUGAUAGACGGUGUGCCGAAGAGGACUACAGACCCUGGCAGCUGCACAGCCAGGGGGAAGCGUGUAUCAUGGGAGCAAAAAGGAUAUAUAAGAAGCGAAAAUCAGAGCGGAAGUGUAUGCAAGGAAAAUAUGCAGGAGCUAUGGAAUCUGAACCCUGUGUCUGCACUGAGGCUGAUUUUGAUUGCGACUAUGGUUAUGAGCGACACAGCAAUGGCCAGUGCCUGCCGGCAUUUUGGUUCAAUCCAUCCUCUCUGUCAAAAGAUUGCAGCUUGGGACAGAGUUACCUCAAUAGUACUGGGUACAGGAAGGUGGUUUCCAAUAAUUGCACUGAUGGAGUAAGGGAACAGUACACUGCUAAACCACAGAAGUGCCCAGGGAAAGCCCCGCGGGGGCUGCGGAUAGUCACGGCUGAUGGAAAGCUGACAGCGGAGCAAGGACACAACGUCACUCUCAUGGUGCAAUUAGAAGAGGGUGAUGUUCAGCGGACACUCAUCCAAGUGGACUUCGGCGAUGGUAUCGCGGUGUCUUAUGUCAAUCUCAGCUCCACAGAAGAUGGGAUCAAACACGUCUAUCAGAACGUGGGCAUUUUCCGUGUGACCGUGCAGGUGGACAACAGUCUGGGUUCUGACAGCGCCGUCCUGUACUUACAUGUAACUUGUCCCUUGGAGCACGUGCACCUGUCUCUUCCCUUUGUCACCACAAAGAACAAAGAGGUCAAUGCAACAGCGGUGCUGUGGCCCAGCCAAGUGGGCACCCUCACCUAUGUGUGGUGGUACGGAAACAACACGGAGCCUUUGAUCACCUUGGAGGGAAGCAUAUCUUUCAGAUUUACUUCGGAAGGAAUGAAUACCAUCACAGUACAGGUCUCAGCUGGGAAUGCCAUCCUACAAGACACAAAGACCAUCGCAGUAUAUGAGGAAUUCCGGUCUCUUCGCUUGUCCUUUUCUCCAAACCUGGAUGACUACAACCCAGACAUCCCUGAGUGGAGGAGGGACGUCGGCCGAGUCAUCAAAAAAUCCCUGGUGGAAGCCACAGGGGUUCCAGGUCAACACAUCCUGGUGGCGGUGCUUCCCGGCUUACCCACCACUGCUGAACUCUUUGUCCUACCCUAUCAGGAUCCAGCGGGAGAAAACAAAAGGUCAGCUGACGACCUGGAGCAGAUAUCAGAAUUGCUGAUCCACAAGCUCAACCAGAACUCAGUACACUUCGAGCUGAAGCCAGGAGUCCGAGUCUUCGUCCACGCUGCUCACUUAACAGCAGCCCCCCUGGUGGACCUCACUCCAACCCACAGUGGAUCUGCCAUGCUGAUGCUGCUCUCAGUGGUGUUUGUGGGGCUGGCGGUGUUCGUCAUCUACAAGUUUAAAAGGAAGAUCCCGGGGAUUAAUGUUUAUGCCCAGAUGCAGAAUGAGAAAGAACAAGAGAUGAUCAGUCCAGUCAGUCACUCUGAAAGCAGGCCCAAUGUCCCUCAGACUGAACUAAGGAGGCCUGGCCAGCUUAUAGAUGAGAAGGUGGAAUCCCAGCUCAUAGGAAGUAUUUCCAUAGUUGCUGAGAAUCAAAGCACAAAAGAAAUCCCUACCUAUGUAAAUGUUUGAAUGGAGGACGCCAGUAAAAAAA
Messenger RNA from Mandrillus leucophaeus (drill), 3067 nucleotides. RefSeq names its product sortilin-related VPS10 domain containing receptor 1 (gene SORCS1). The record is from RefSeq and is a predicted model, not a curated record. The coding region runs from base 1 to 3045 and encodes 1014 amino acids. Gene Ontology annotation, cellular component: Golgi apparatus; membrane. The transcript has 27 exons. Lineage: Eukaryota; Metazoa; Chordata; Mammalia; Primates; Cercopithecidae. Gene Ontology annotation, biological process: post-Golgi vesicle-mediated transport. Gene Ontology annotation, molecular function: protein binding.